Molecule: messenger RNA, 1071 nt
Organism: Acanthosepion pharaonis
Lineage: Eukaryota; Metazoa; Mollusca; Cephalopoda; Sepiida; Sepiidae
Source: the annotation of a GenBank genome assembly
AUGUUAAUUACUUGCCUUUUCUCUCUCUCUCUUUUUCUUUUCCUUCCUUUCCAUCCUGGGCUUUGGGAUGAGUUAUUCAAAAGAGAAACUUUCUUUCUUUUAAGCCCUUCUUUCUUUCUUUCUUUCUUUUCUAAUAUAUAUAACACAAUUUAUUUGUUUUUUGUUUCCCCAACAAUUUUUUAUUGGAUUAGAUUUGGUUCUUUCUUUCUUUUCUUUCUUUCUUUUAAUCUUUCAAGACAUCAAUUCUUUCUUUUCUUUGUUUACAGAUUUGUUUCUUGUUUUCUUUCUUUUGUUUAUAAAGAUUUGCAUUUAUUUGUUUCGUUUAUUUGUUUCUUUGUUUCUUUAUUUGUUCGAUUACAGUUCUUUCUUUUAAGCCCUUCUCUUUAUAUAAAGUUUAUUUGUUUAUUUGUUUAUUUGUUUCUCAAGCAACAGUUUUUUCUUGUUUACUUUCUUUUUUUUUUCUUUCUUUCUUUCUUAACAAUUCUUUUACACUUUAUUGUUUCUUUGUUUUCUUUAUUUUUCAGUUCUUUCUUUUGCUUCUCUAUUUGUUUCUUUCUUUUUUUCGAUUUUUUCUUUCUGACUUUCUUUCUUUCAUUUCUUUUUCUUUCUAGCUUACAAUUCAACUUUUCAACUUUGUUUUAUUUGUUUAAAUUCCUUUAUUUUUAUUCUCUUUCUUUCUUUCUUUUCUUUCUUCCCUUUCAACAGAUUUGUUUAUUUGUUUAUUUGUUUCUUUGUUUCUUUAUUUGUUGGUUCUUUCUUAAAAGCCUUCUUUUCUUUCUUUCUUUCUUCUUUCUUUCUUUAACUACAAGAUUCAUAUUCUUUUAUUCACAAGACAUAUUCUCUUUCAGCCCUUCUUUUUUCUUAUUUCUUUCUUAUAUGCUAACUUGCAUUUCUUCGAUUUUGUGCAUCCCUUCUUUCUUUCUUUCUUUCUUUCUUUCUUUCUAUGCUAGCUUACAAUUCUUCCUUUUAGCACUUUGUUUAUUUGUUUAUUUGUUUAUUUGUUUCUUUAUUUGUUCGAUUACAGUUCUUUCUUUUAAGCCCUUCUUUCUUUUUUUCUUUUAUUUUCUUUAA